Equus caballus (horse) is the source of this 5527-nucleotide messenger RNA. RefSeq names its product forkhead associated phosphopeptide binding domain 1 (gene FHAD1). The record is from RefSeq and is a predicted model, not a curated record. Gene Ontology annotation, molecular function: protein binding. NCBI's taxonomy places the organism in Eukaryota, Metazoa, Chordata, Mammalia, Perissodactyla, Equidae.
AGGCCGGGCGGGCGCGCGGGGUGCGGGCCGCGGGCUGGAGACUCCGCGGGAGCGCGGCCGGGCGGCCACGGCCCCGAGCGGGCCCCGCGCCUCCUGAGCCGACCUGGCUCUCGGCGGAGGACCGAGCGUGGGCUUCUUCCUCCAGCCAGGGAAAGCAGAGAGUAUGAAAGCCUAUCUAAAGAGCGCAGAAGGCUUUUUUGUCCUGAAUAAAAGUACUACUAUUGGCACACAUGAGGACUCAGACCUUGUGUUAGAGUCUCCUGACAUUGACAACCAUCACGCGCUCAUUGAAUAUAAUGAAGCCGAGGGCAGCUUUGUGCUCCAAGACUUCAACUCCCGCAACGGCACCUUCGUCAACGAGUGCCACAUUCAGAACGUGGCCGUGAAGCUGUUACCCGGAGACAUCCUGAGGUUCGGGUCCGGAGGGCUCACCUACGAACUGGUCAUCGAAAACCCACCCUCGGUUUCCUUCCCUUGGAUGAGGGGCCCAGCGCCUUGGCCAAGGCCCCAGCCACCUCGGGCCACACAGCAGCCGAACCAGUCACCCUCGCCACCACAGAUGCCUUUCUACCCGGGCAUCCGGCUGGCACCAGUGCAGAGGAGCUGGUCCCAGGGCUUCCCCAGGCCCACCGUGGUCCCACCUGCCUCCCACAAGCGGCCCGUGAGUGCUGGCGGGAAGAUGUUCUCCUUCAGGGUGGAUGGCGCCCACAGGUCCCCCAUCCUCAAGCAAGUGUGGACCAACGCCGUGGAACUGUCAGAACCAUCCGUGGCUGAGGGAAUUUCCGGGGCAGGACCCUCCCGGGAGAUUUACAUGGACCAGGACCUGGCCCAGGAGGAUAAGGACGAAAUCAUUCUGCUGCUGGGAAAAGAGGUCAGCCGUCUCUCGGAUUGCGAGCUUCAAUCCAAGUACAAAGACUCUGUGAUUGCAAGCCUGCAGCACGAAGUGGCCAACCUGAGUCAGAAGCUGUCGGAGACGAGCACGUCCAGGCAGAGCGAGAGGAUGAUGUCGCAGAAGUUCCAGGUUCUGGAUGAAGACAUCGACUCCCAGCAGAGAGAGAUCCAGAGCUUGAAAAGCCAGAUCAGUGCUCUGCAGAAAGGCUACAGCCAGGUGCUGUGCCAGAGCCUGUCCGAGAGGAACUCAGAAAUCACGACCCUGAAGAGCGAGGGUGAGAACUUAAGGAGAGACAACGCCAUCUCGUCAGGGAUGGUGUCAUCUUUGCAAAAGGACGUGUUAGCAAAGGAUGAGCAAGUUCAACAACUAAAACAGGAGGUGAAUCAACUAAAGAGUGAGAACAAAGAAAAGAAUUACCAGCUUGAAGCCCUCAGCUCCAGAUGCUCAGUGCUGAAAGAAGAGUUAAAAAAGGAAGAUGCCCAGAAGGAGCACCGGGAUGCCCAAGAGAAAGAGUUAAAACUCUGCAAAACUCAAAUCCAAGAGAUGGAGCAAGAAAUGAAGAAGCUCAGGGAGGAGCUGAAGAAGAGCUUUACUGAGCAGAGCAUGAUCUCUAAGACACUUCGAGAAAAGAGCAAGGUUGAAGAGAAGCUUCAGGAGGAUUCCAGAAGGAAAUUGCUUCAGCUGCAAGAAAUGGGGAACAGAGAGAACCUCAUUAAAGUCAAUUUGGAAAGGGCAGUAGGUCAGCUGGAGCAUUUCAGAAGUCAAGUCAUCAAGGCCACCUAUGGACGAGCGAAGCCGUUCCAGGACAAACCCCUCACCGAUCAACAGGUAAUAGAGAAGAUUACCCAGGUCACUGAGGACAACAUCAACUUUCAGCAGAAAAGGUGGAGCCUGCAGAAGGAGACUCAGCUCAGCAACUGCAAGCAGGAGGAGAUCACCGAGAACCUGGGGAAGCUGAAGAAGUCCUUAGACGGCUGCCAGGCUUGCAUGAAAAUGUCCUGCAGCAGCAAGGACCUGAAGAAGGAGGUCGCCCUUCUCGAGCACCUUCAGGUGAGCCCGCCUGUUUCAGGGCUCCAGAAGGUGGCGCUGGACAUCCUGCGCCUGUCGCUGUCCUGGCUGGAGGAAACGGAGAGUCUCCUCGGGGACGUGGGGAUCCAGUUUUCCAGCUCCGACAAAGGAUUGUCUUUGUAUCUGAAAUAUCUUCUGGAACAUUAUAAAAAAAUUACCAGCCAGACCCAGGAACUCCAGAUCAAGAUCAGCAGUUCUCAGGAAGCUCAGCAGUCUUUGCUGCAAGAAAAGCUGCGGGAGCAUCUGGCAGAGAAGGAGAAGCUGAAGGAGGAAAGGCUACAGCAAGAGGAGAAGCUGAAAGCCAGAGUCAAGCAGCUGAUGGAGGAGAAGGCGGCUUUGGAGGAAAGCAUUACUCAACAGAAAAGGAGAGCAAGGGAAGCUUUGGAAGAACAACAGACCAGAGUCCAAGAGCUGGAGAACCGCUUAACCCGGCAGAAGGAGGUUUUGGAGAGCAGCAUGGCCCACGAGAAAAGAAAAGCGAAGGAAGCCUUAGAGACAGAGAAGAGAAAAGUUCAAGAUCUGGAGAACCAUUUAACCCAACAGAAGGAGAUCUCAGAGAACAGCAUCGCCUAUGAGAGACACAGAGCGAAGGAGGCCAUAGAGAAGGAAAAGAAAAAGGUACAAGAUCUGGAGAACCGCAUAACCAAGCAGAAAGAGGAAAUAGAUUUAAAAGAGCAGAAAGAAGACGUUUUAACUAAUAAAUUAAACAAUGCACUGGCCGUGGUAGAAGAGACUCAGAAAACAAAGAUGGCGGAAAGUCUGAAAGCAGAGAGCCUGGCCAUGAAGCUGAACGAGGCCUUAGCUGAACUGGAAAUGGCUAAGACAAAAGUGAUCAUGAUGGGGGAGCAGCUGCAGCUGCAACAGCAGACAGUAAAGGCGCUCCAGGAGGAACAGGAAUCACAGAAACACGGAUUUGAAGACGAAAUCAUGGAAUACAAGGAGCAGAUCAAACAGCACUCUGAGACGAUCGUGAGCCUGGAGGAAAGACUCCAAAAAGUGACCGAACACCACAAUAAAAUAGAAGGAGAGAUUGCAAAUUUGAAGGACAACGAUCCAGCCCAAGAGAAGGAAACACAGCAAGACCCUCCAGCAGGGCCUCCGUUGGAGAGUGGUGCCAAAGACACAGUGUGUGACCACUUGAUGCACCACGGAGACGGAGUUGAACUGACUGCGCCUGUGUUUGUGAAUUUCAGAGGGGACUUAUUGACUGCUCAGAAGGAAAUCCUGUCUCAGCAGGAGGUCAUCGUGAAGUUACGGGAAAACCUUACGGAAGCCCACAGCCGAAUGACAGAUCUGAGAGGGGAGCUUAAUGAGAAGCAGAAGAUGGAGCUGGAGCGGAACGUGGCGCUGGUCCAGCGACAAAGCAGAGAGCUGAGUGUGCUCAAGGAAAAGAUGGCGCAGAUGACCAGCCUGGUGGAAAAGAAGGACAGGGAGCUGGAAGUCCUCAAGGAGGCGCUCAGGGUCUCCCAAGAGAAACACAAACUCCAGCAGCACAGGGAGAAGGAACAGAAGCCCAGGAAUGUGAACCAGACGUGUGACAUCUCGGUGCAGAUAGAACCAAUCCACACUGACAUUCUCUUGAGCAGCCAAGAGGAGCUGUCCUUCAGUGACCUGGGGGCCAAGUGCAAGGGGUCCCGACACGAGGAAGUCAUUCAGCGUCAGAAAAAGGCCUUAUCUGAACUCCGUGCUCGAAUUAAAGAACUCGAGAAGGCCUGCUCAUCCAAUCGUAAAGACCACCUGAAUGAACCAUUUCUAGACUUACAGGCUCUCAGGAUGGAAAAAAAUGUCCAGAAAAUAUUGGAUGCAAAAUCUGAUUUGCCAACUCUCUCAAAAAUAGAGAUCCGAGCGCCUCAAAAUGGCCCUUCCAACUCAGGGUCCAUCCUGACCACCGAGAAGGCAGAGAAAAUGGAGGUGGCUGAGGCUUUAGAUCUCAGUGAAAAGCUGUACAUGGAUAUGAGCAAGACGCUCGGGAGUCUGAUGAACAUCAAAGAUAUGUCAGGUCACGUGUCCAUGAAGCACCUCUCCCCAAAAGAGAGGGAGAAAGUCAACCAGCUUCGACAAAGGGACCUCGAUCUCGUGUUUGAUAAGAUCACGCAACUCAAGAACCGGCUGGAGAGAAAAGAGGAGCUUCUGCGAGGAUACGAAAAAGACAUCGAACAGCUCAGGCAGAGCAAAGUGUCCGUUCAGAUGUACCAGUCACAGGUGGCAAAGCUGGAGGACAACAUCCACAAAGAAGUGGAGGAAAAGGCGCUGCUGAAGGAGGCCCUGGAGCGCAUGGAGCACCAGCUGCACGAGGAGAAGAGGCUCAACAAGGCCAUCAGGCAGCAGAAGGAACGUUUAGAGGAUCACGAACAGAGAAAUGCAAAAGAAUCAACACCUUGCAACUGUUCCUUCAAAGAGAAAGAGAGGCAGAGGCGAGUGUUUGUAGAGACGGUGAAGAACAAGGUGCAGAACUCAAAUUUCCAGGUUGCAGUCAGAAAAGCCACCCCAAAGAUGGACCAAGAAAGAGAGAUGUUGAAGAGAGAAGCAUCCGCCAGAUGCAGCCAGAACCUUCUGUUUUCCAAGCCUGGCGGAAAGAACUAGAAAUGUCAUCCCACUGGGCCUUACGUGAUCCUCCAUGUGUCAGUGUGACUCUUCUGUGUCAAAAUACUAAGAGCCUUUCGUAGGACUUUAAAGCUUGUUACCCUACUGUGUUGCUUCCUAGACUGGUAUUUUGCACAAUGCUGUAUUUUGGAGUGUGGGGAGCCGGGUUCUUUUAAAAAUACCCACGAAUGUAUAUAUACUCAGGCAUAUGAAGAAUAUAAGUUUGAAACCCAGACAGCUAGGCCUGGUGGAUACAAUUAUGUGGCUCCACGUUUGAGUCGUGAUGUACCCAAACGUCACCCCUCCAAGGAGCUCCAAGAAACCCACAGCUAAGAAACCUGGGACACAUAUGCGGCCACGGGGCAGAAUGGUAACCUCAGGGCUCUUGGGGCCAUCGGAUAGUCCAUUUAUGUCUGAGGUUAUUAUAAUAAAUUUAGGACAAUCUGUUUUAUCACUUCCAUAAUAAUGACUAACAUUUAUAUGGCACUCUGCAGUUUUCAAAACAUGUCUCAUCUAACACUCCCCCAGGCCCUGGGAGGUAAAUAGUAUUAUGUUCCCCAUUUUGCAGAUGAGGAUACUGAGGCCCAGAGAGGUUAAACGGCCUGUCUAAAAUCACACAGCUAAUGAUUUCAAGAGUUGUGUCUGAAACCCAAGUUUCUAACGCCGUCUCAUACUGCCCAUUCUGCUACGCAGUAGCUCAGGUCCCGGGCCCUGAGGAGAGACGAAGUACCCAGUAACCAAAGAGCACACGCUGCCCGGGGGGACACACCUCAUGUUCAUGGUCUUUGGAGAGACCCCUAUUUUCCUUGCUGUGCCCUCUGUUUCUCUCAUGUUUCGUUGUCUCUCCAUCCACCCGUCCUCUCUCUGCCCUUCUUGCAUGGCCAGGACCACCAAAUGAAACGGGAGGAAGAGCCAGAAGUCAUGAAUAGCAUUUAUUUUUUUAUUUUUAAAAAGUCACAAUAAAAAUAUUUUGAUAUUUUAAAA